Molecule: messenger RNA, 939 nt
Organism: Caenorhabditis remanei
Lineage: Eukaryota; Metazoa; Nematoda; Chromadorea; Rhabditida; Rhabditidae
Exons: 7
Coding region: 1-939 (312 amino acids)
Biological process (GO): pyrimidine nucleotide-sugar transmembrane transport
Cellular component (GO): Golgi membrane
Molecular function (GO): UDP-galactose transmembrane transporter activity
Source: RefSeq, a predicted model, not a curated record
AUGUUCGAACGAGUUACGGUAGCGGUUAUAAGUUCAGUCAGUGUACGUCCUACGAUUAUUGACGGUCGCACCGCCCAAGAACUUCACAAAACAAUCUGGAAGAACCGUCUAGAAACGUUGAAAGUCGCCGUGCCAGCAGUUGUCUACGCAAUCCAAAAUAACCUAUAUUAUAUAGCCCUGGCGAAUAUCGACCCAACUACCUACUCGGUGACUCUCCAACUCCGAAUUCUCACGACGGCACUUCUCUCCGUCUGUCUUCUCAACAAGAAGUUAUCAUGGUAUCAAUGGGGAGCUCAAGUGAUGGCUCUUCUCGGUGUAGUUAUUGUUCAGCUGGAUAAAUCGAAUGCCCAUAAAGAGGCGGUGGGAAGCUUCUGGAUUGGAGUCGGGGCGGUGAUUGGGAUGUGUUGGACGAGUGCUUUCGCAGGCGUCUACUUUGAGAAAAUGCUCAAAAACUCGUUAGCAGAUGUUUGGAUUCAAAAUAUUCGACUGUCGAUUUUGACACUAUUCUUUGCUGGAAUUACAAUGAUGACAACAGAUGGAGAGGCGGUUAUUCAAGGCCGUAUGUUCGAGGGGUGGUCUCAGAUGGUUUGGCUGGUGACAGUCCUGAAUUCAAUCGGUGGUCUUUGCAUUUCAUUAGUGAUGAAAUACGCGGAUAACGUCAUGAAAACCUACUGUCAAUCCAUCGCAAUCGGAUUGACAUCCCUUGUCUCCAUCUUCCUUGGUGAACGUCUUCUGACUCUCUACUUGGUUUAUGGAGUCCUGAUGGUGACGUCAUCUGUAGUUGUCUACUCUCUGUUCCCUGCGUCUCCACCAUCUCUUCCAUAUCAUAAACUGGAGCAACAAGAAGACGUGGAGGAGCUUCUGAAGUCAUCUGAAGAGGAUGAAGAGGAUGAAAUAUUCGGGGAGAAUGAGAGAAAAGUGGCGGAGCUCAGCAUUUAA